This is a messenger RNA of Helianthus annuus (common sunflower), 2450 nucleotides long. Its product is annotated as ARM REPEAT PROTEIN INTERACTING WITH ABF2-like. The coding region runs from base 149 to 2233 and encodes 694 amino acids. The record is from RefSeq and is a predicted model, not a curated record. The transcript has 19 exons. NCBI's taxonomy places the organism in Eukaryota, Viridiplantae, Streptophyta, Magnoliopsida, Asterales, Asteraceae. Gene Ontology annotation, molecular function: protein binding.
GGGCAUUGAAUAUUUUAACACACUUAUUUCACCCCCAAAAUAUUGCUACUUCCCCACUUCAUUUUCACUCCCCCACACUCUCUGUGUCACAAGCCGCAACUUCCAUAUCCCCAAAUUACCCCUCCGUACACUCCGUUCACACUCUCUCAUGGCGGAUGACGAUCGGAGACCACACGAACAACCGUCGAACUCCGCCAGAAGAAGCGUCAAGAGGAAGCUGAACGAUGAUUUUGUCGUAGAUCGGCGGGUUGUUUCUCCAGAAGAUGUAAUUCGUGCUCAUGUUGAAGUACUGCAGCGUUGUUUUGAUUCAGUUGAUGCAGAUCGAGCGCUAGUUAAACGCUCUGUUGAUGGUUUAUGUGAGCUCGCUAAGGACGAGGACAAUGUGAACUUGAUCGUCGAAUCUGGUGCGGUUCCUGUGCUGGUGCAGUAUCUUCAAGAGCCACAGUUGAUGCCGCAUGAAGAUGUUACUCGCUUUAGGCCAUAUGAGCAUGAGGUGGAGAAAGGAUGCGCGUUUACUCUUGGACUUCUUGCGAUAAAGCCUGAGCAUCAACAAAGUAUAGUUGAUGCUGGAGCCCUACCUCACCUUGUUGCUAUGCUUAAAAGACACAAAAGUGGUCAAAAUUCUAGAGCAGUCAAUGGUGUCAUAAGGAAAGCAGCUGAUGCAAUCACCAACCUUGCUCAUGAGAAUGGCAACAUCAAGACCCUUGUGAGGUUUGAAGGUGGCAUUCCUCCUCUUGUUGAAUUAUUAGAAUCCGCUGAUAUAAAAGUGCAAAGAGCUGCAGCAGGAGCCUUACGCACACUUGCUUUCAAAAAUGAUGAAAACAAAACUCAGAUAGUGGGUUGUAAUGCUCUGCCCACCCUUGUUCUAAUGCUCCAGUCAGAAGAUGUAGGCUUACACUUUGAAGCAGUUGGUGUGAUUGGCAAUCUUGUUCACUCAUCCCCAAAUAUAAAGAAGGAAGUUCUUCUUGCUGGAGCAUUGCAACCUGUAAUUGAAUUGCUUAGUUCGACUUGUUCUGAGAGCCAACGAGAAGCUGCCUUGCUUCUUGGACAAUUUGCUGCUGCUGAUACAGACUGCAAGGUACACAUAGUUCAAAGAGGUGCUGUUGGUCCGCUAAUCGAGAUGUUGCAGUCUUCAGAGGCUCAGCUAAAGGAAAUGUCAGCCUUUGCGCUUGGGAGGUUGGCACAGGACACUCACAACCAAGCUGGCAUUGCUCAUGGUGGUGGCAUUGCUCCACUACUAAAACUUCUAGAUUCGAGAAACGGAACUUUGCAACACAAUGGCGCCUUUGCUUUAUAUGGUCUCGUAGAUAAUGAGGAUAAUGUGGCUGAUUUUAUAAGAGUUGGUGGUGUUCAAAAACUGCUGGAUGGUGACUUUAUUCUUCAACCAACUCGGGAUUGUGUAGCAAAGAUGUUGAAAAGAUUAGAGGAGAAGAUUCAAGGAAGGGUAUUGAGGCGAUUGUUAUACCUAAUGCUUAAUGCUGAUAAAAUCAUUCAAAGACGGGUUUCUUUAGCUCUUGCUCAUCUCUGUUCUCCCAAUGACCAGAAAACAAUAUUUGUUGAUAACAAUGGUAUAGAAUUACUUUUGGAGCUUUUGGAAUCAGUCCAUUCAAAGCUUCGGGGAUACGCUUGUGCGGCUUUAUGUAAAUUGGCUGAAAAGACGUCUUCACUUUCUUCUGUUGAUGCAGGACCCUCAUCUCCAAUAUCCCAGGUAUAUUUGGGUGAGCAGUAUGUGAACAACCCUACACUUUCUGAUAUAACUUUCUUAAUCGAAGGCAAACGCUUCUACGCUCAUAGAAUCUGUCUUCUUGCUUCUUCUGAUGCAUUUCGGGCCAUGUUUGAUGGUGGUUACAGGGAGAAGGAUGCUAAAGACAUUAAUAUCCCGAAUAUUAGUUGGGAAACAUUUGAGUUGAUGAUGAGGUACAUAUACUCUGGAUCAGUAGAGAUAAGUUCAAGAGUAGCCCAUGAUCUUCUUAAAGCUGCUGAUCAGUAUCUUCUAGACGGGUUGAAGCGUCUUUGUGAGUAUACCAUUGCACAGGAUAUAACGGCGGACAAUGUAGAGCUUAUGUAUGACUUAUCAGAGGCCUUCAACGCCGUUUCACUAAGGAAUGCCUGCAUUUUGUUUGUGUUGGAACACUUCCACAAAUUAGAUCCAGAACCAUGGUAUGGGAGUCUGGUGCACCGCAUUUUGUCUGAGAUAAGAAAUUGCUUUGUGAAGAGGCUCACCGCACAGUGAAAACCGAUUUCUUGGAAUGGACAUUGACAUACAAAGAGAUGUAUAGAAAGUGAUUAGUUUUUGUUGAAGAAACGGUUAGAGGAUCUUACUGUCGGUAGACGGUAGUUAUGCUGAACUAGACCUUGAAGUAUGAACUGGUUUAAUCUUUUGCUAUACUGAUCAGAUAUCUUACUUUCAAAACUAACUGUUUAGAUUAAACACAAGUAAUUACAAACAA